CGUUAGGACAAAGCCAUAUUCAGGUUGGUAGCACAUUGCCCCCUCGCCUUCAUGUUAUUCACGAACAAUACAAUACCUUUAUCAACCACAUGAUUGAGUUUGCACAAUAGCUCUUAUGUGAAUGACAAAGAUCUUUCGAGUUGUGUCUGUCUCACUCGAGGCUUUGUGUGUGUGUUCUUAAUUGAAGGAAAACAAGGCAGUUGUGAUAUGGGCGAUUUUACUAAUUUAAAAAUAGUCUUAAACCAAGCAUUUGGACCAUCUUCGAUUUUUGAUCCAUAUCGAUCUUUUACUUCAUUCCUGCACAGAAACUUGUUCUGAGAUCUUAUCGGCUGGACCUAGUAACCAUCUCAUACACGUACAUACAAGCAAAUUUUUUCACGAUGUCUUUUGCAAAGAUGAUCAGCGUUGCCGGGCUUGUAGCCACGGUUAGCGCCCACAUGAAGAUGAAGAGCCCGGCUCCCUUCGACCCCUCGGCUCUCAAUAACAGCCCUCUCGACGCGAGCGGAAGCGACUUCCCCUGCAAGUUCGGCAAUGGAUACUCCGCCACCGGUGGUACCACGAACACCUACGAGCUUGGAUCCAAGCAGACGCUCUCUUUCGUCGGCCAAGCCACCCACGGAGGUGGUUCUUGCCAAGUUUCUAUCACCUACGACCAGAACCCCACCAAGGACAGCAAGUUUAAGGUCAUCCACUCGAUCGAGGGUGGCUGCCCUGCUAAGGGUGUCAGUGGAAACAUGGGAGACAGCGCCGAUGCUGACGACCCAUUCACCUACCCCUACACCAUCCCCAGCGACAUCCCAGCCGGUAAAGCAACCAUUGCUUGGACCUGGUUCAACAAGGUCGGCAACCGCGAGAUGUACAUGAACUGUGGUGCUCUAGAAUUGACAGGAACUGGAGGCGACCAAGCCAACUUCGACAAGCUUCCGGACAUGGUCGUCUUGAACAUUGGUGGACACCCUCAAACCCUUGAGUCGUCCGACUACGUUUUCGCCGACGCGGGUUCUUCGGUCGAGGACAACACCAGCGGUUCUCAAGUCGCUACCUGCUCGAACGAUGGUUGCACACAAGGAAACACUGCAGGAUCUGGUUCUUCGAACUCGGGAUCUUCUGGAUCUGAUUCUGGAUCGGGUUCUGGCUCUUCGGAGUCUAGCGCCGCUGCUCCCAGCCCUACCACCGCUCCCUCACCCACAUCUGCCGCCGGCGGUGUAUUCAUCACUGAACCUGCUGGUGGCUCCGACUCUGGAUCUGGAUCUUCCGCGACAACACCCGCUGCUGCUCCUUCGUCCGCUAGCUCAGCAGCGCAAGCCGACCCCCCUGCCGCCACACCCAGCUCCAGCACCGGAUCUGGAUCCUCAACUGGAUCUGGUUCUUCAGGUUCUGGAUCAUCCAGCGGCACUGGUCUUACAGGGGCCUGCUCACCUGAGGGAACAUACAACUGCCUGGGAACCACUUACCAGCAGUGCGCAUCAGGCCAAUGGUCCGUCGUGAUGCAGAUGGCCGCAGGCACAAACUGCAAGGCAGGACAAGGCACCAACCUUAACAUCGCUGCCGUUGCCGUCUCCGGCCGUAAGGCACGUGCCUUCCGUGCGUAAAUCGCCUAUUCAUUAAAAGGGGAAUUGGGAUAUCUGUUACGAUAGUAGGAUGAUGAAUAGCGAAGCGGCGUGGAUUUUAAGCGAAACGGAAAGGAUAUCUGACAUCACGGGGGCCAUUGGUUUUUUAUUUAUUCUCUAGGUCAGCUUUAGACCCUUGUAUCACCACAAUUUUUAUGUACAUACCUUUUCUUUUAUACCACAUACCCCAUGAGCAAUGGAAAGCCCGUCAUGAACCAAGAAAAUGAUAUUUCAGUGCAAGUGAUACGUAUUGCCUAUUAGUGAAUCUUGAGAAUUGUGAGAGUGCUCUAGUAAAUUUGGUGAUGCGUGAAGAAGAAUGUCCAGAGGC
This is a messenger RNA of Hypoxylon trugodes, 1938 nucleotides long. Its product is annotated as lytic polysaccharide monooxygenase. The transcript has a single exon. The record is from RefSeq and is a predicted model, not a curated record. Bases 381 to 1592 code for a protein of 403 amino acids. Lineage: Eukaryota; Fungi; Ascomycota; Sordariomycetes; Xylariales; Hypoxylaceae.